AAGGAACCAGCCAUGAAUCCCUUCCAGAAAAAUGAGCCCAGGGAAAUUCUUUUUUCACCUGUCUCUACUGAAGGGGUACCACCUCGAAACCCCAGCCCUCCAAAGAAGCCACCUCCGAAAAUCUGUGGCUCCAACUAUCCACUGAGCAUUGCCUUCAUCGUGGUGAAUGAAUUCUGCGAGCGCUUUUCUUAUUAUGGCAUGAAAGCUGUGCUUACCCUGUAUUUCCUGUAUUUCCUGCACUGGAAUGAAGACACCUCUACAUCAGUAUACCAUGCCUUCAGCAGCCUCUGUUAUUUCACUCCUAUCCUGGGAGCAGCUAUUGCUGACUCAUUGUUGGGAAAAUUCAAGACAAUCAUUUAUCUCUCCUUGGUGUAUGUGCUUGGCCAUGUGAUCAAGUCCUUGGGUGCCUUACCAAUACUGGGGGGACAAGUGAUACACACAGUCCUGUCAUUGGUCGGCCUAAGUCUGAUAGCUUUGGGGACAGGAGGUAUCAAACCCUGUGUGGCAGCUUUUGGUGGAGACCAAUUUGAAGAAAAACAUGCAGAGGAACGGACUAGAUACUUCUCAGUCUUCUACCUCGCCAUCAAUGCAGGGAGCUUGAUUUCUACAUUUAUCACACCCAUGCUGAGAGGAGAUGUUCAGUGUUUUGGGGAAGACUGCUAUGCAUUGGCUUUUGGCGUUCCAGGAUUGCUAAUGGUGAUAGCACUUGUUGUGUUUGCAAUGGGAAGCAAAAUGUACAAAAAAACACCUCCUCAAGGAAACAUAGUGGCUCAAGUUGUCAGAUGUAUCUGGUUUGCUAUUUUCAACCGUUUUAAGAACCGUUCUUCAGACAUUCCAAAGCGACAGCACUGGCUCGACUGGGCAGCUGAGAGAUACCCAAAGCAGCUCAUUAUGGAUGUGAAGGCACUGACCAGGGUACUGUUCCUUUAUAUCCCAUUACCCAUGUUCUGGGCUCUUAUGGAUCAGCAGGGCUCACGGUGGACUUUGCAGGCCACCAGGAUGAAUGGGAAUUUGGGUUUUUUUGUGCUUCAGCCCGACCAGAUGCAGGUAAUAAAUCCCUUUCUGGUACUUAUCUUCAUCCCGUUGUUUGACCUUGUUAUUUAUCGUCUGGUCUCCAAGUGUGGAAUUAACUUCUCCUCACUUAGGAAAAUGGCUGUUGGUAUGAUCCUAGCAUGCCUGGCAUUUGCAGCUGCGGCAGCCGUAGAGAUAAAAAUAAAUGGUAUGGCCCCACCCCAGCCAGGUCCCCAAGAGGUUUUUCUGCAAGUCUUGAAUCUGGCAGAUGAUGAGGUGAAGGUGAUAGUGCUGGGAAAUGAAAACAAUUCUCUGCUGGUAGAGUCCAUUAAAUCCUUUCAGAAAACUCCACACUAUUCCAAACUGCACUUGAAAACAAAAAGCCAGGAUUUACACUUCCACCUGAAAUAUCAAAAUUUGUCUGUCUACACUGAGCAUUCUGUGGAGGAGAAGAACUGGUACAGUCUGAUCAUUCGUGAGGAUGGAAAGAGUAUCUCCAGCAUAAUGGUAAAGGAUGUAGAAAACAGAACAACCAAUGGGAUGACAACCAUAAGGUUUAUUAACACUUUGCAUAAAGGUGUGAACAUCUCUCUGGGUACAGAUAUCUCCUUCAAUGUUGGUGAAGACUAUGUUGUGUCUGCUUACAGAACUGUGCAAAGAGGAGAAUACCCUGCAGUGCAUUGUAGAACAGAAGAUGAAGACUUUUUUCUGAAUUUGGGUCUACUAGACUUCGGUGCAGCAUAUCUGUUCAUUAUUACUAAGAACUCCAAUCAAAGUCUUCAGGCCUGGAAGAUGGAAGACAUUCCAGCAAACAAAAUGUCCAUUGCAUGGCAGCUACCACAAUAUGUCCUGAUUACAGCUGGGGAGGUCAUGUUCUCUGUCACAGGACUUGAGUUUUCUUAUUCUCAGGCUCCCUCUAGCAUGAAAUCUGUACUCCAGGCAGCCUGGUUAUUGACAGUUGCAGUUGGCAAUAUCAUCGUGCUUGUUGUGGCGCAGUUCAGUGGCCUGGUACAGUGGGCUGAAUUCAUUUUGUUUUCCUGCGUCCUGCUGGUGGUCUGCCUGAUCUUUUCCAUCAUGGGCUACUACUAUGUUCCUGUAAGGCCGGAAGAUAUUCAGGGGCCAGAAGAUAAGCAGAUUCUCCAUAUCCAAGGGAACAUGAUCAACCUAGAGACCAAGAAGACAAAGUUGUAA
Cynocephalus volans (Philippine flying lemur) is the source of this 2202-nucleotide messenger RNA. RefSeq names its product solute carrier family 15 member 2 (gene SLC15A2). Lineage: Eukaryota; Metazoa; Chordata; Mammalia; Dermoptera; Cynocephalidae. Gene Ontology annotation, biological process: dipeptide import across plasma membrane. Gene Ontology annotation, cellular component: plasma membrane. Bases 13 to 2202 code for a protein of 729 amino acids. The record is from RefSeq and is a predicted model, not a curated record. Gene Ontology annotation, molecular function: dipeptide transmembrane transporter activity. The transcript is spliced from 22 exons.